This is a messenger RNA of Amphimedon queenslandica, 1326 nucleotides long. RefSeq names its product inositol polyphosphate 1-phosphatase-like. Gene Ontology annotation, molecular function: inositol-1,4-bisphosphate 1-phosphatase activity. Lineage: Eukaryota; Metazoa; Porifera; Demospongiae; Haplosclerida; Niphatidae. The record is from RefSeq and is a predicted model, not a curated record. The coding region runs from base 60 to 1166 and encodes 368 amino acids. Gene Ontology annotation, biological process: phosphatidylinositol phosphate biosynthetic process. The transcript has 4 exons.
ACAAUAGUAAAUUAAACUUGGGUGUGGUUUGGAAAUUAAAUAACUAAAUUUAAUUAUCAAUGGAAUCUUUUCUUGAGCUUCUGUUGUCUCUCACGGAGAGAUCAGGUGUCAUAGCCCGGCUUAUACGGGGAGAUAAGGAUCUAUUUGGUAGUCUGGUUGAAGAGAAAAGUGGAAAAGCAAAGAACCAGAGAUUUGAAGUGGAUUUUAAGACCUUGUCUGAUACUUUGAUACAAGAGCUAUUCAAGCAUUUUAUUGGAGAAAAAUUUCCGCAACUAAAAGGUUUCAUAUUUGGAGAAGAAACUAACACCUUUACCCUCUCUAACGGAGAAAAUGUAACAAUAGAAAUUGGACCGACUCCUGUAGACACAGCUCACAUGCUAUCACGAUUACUAGAUCCAAAAUUGGCCGGGGUCCUAGUGGAGACUAUCCACAAAGAAAUGAAGACAUGUUUGAAAGAAGAAGACAGAGAGAAAGUCAAACUCCUCAAAUAUUUGGACGAAAGACAAUUGGGAGUCUGGAUUGACCCAUUAGAUAGCACUAAUGAAUAUGUGAGAGGUGUCACAGGCUCCAGUAGCGAUGGACUCUAUUCCCAAUCUAUUCACUGUGUCACAACACUGGUGGGCGUGUUCGAUCGUAUCACAGGGAAACCACUAAUUGGUGUCAUCAAUCAGCCGUUUCAUUCUACUGAUAGUGAGGGGGUGUGGUGUGGGUGGAGCUUGUGGGGAAUCAGCGAGGAAGGUUUAAUUGGAAUGUCCUCACCUCUGAUCCCUGUCAGGAAAGGUGACAAUUUAAGUAAAAAAAUCUGCUUGGUAAGCAGCAGUGAAGAUUCUCACUUACUUGAUAAACUUAAUGCAAGUACUGAAUGGAGGACAAUUAAUGUAUCUGGGUGUGGCUACAAACUAUUAUCAGUCAUUACUGGCCUUGCUGAUGCAUAUGUAUUGAGUAAGGACUCUUCCUUUAAAUGGGACACUUGUGGACCUCAUGCAAUACUACUAGCAAUGGGAGGGAAUCUAGAGCCUUUUGUAAGGCAAGGAGAAGGAGGAGGUGAAGUGUUAUAUCAUUGUUGUGGUGAAGGAGAGGGAAGCAAAUGUUGGGCAAACAAGGACGGGAUUAUUGCCUAUUUAUCCAAAGAUGUUGUGAGCUCUUUGCUCUCAGUAAUAGACUAAUGAUCAUGAGCAUUUUUUAAACAAAUUGUGAACAAACCCAACCUUAUUAUAAUUUAAAUUUCUUUGUUAUGUCAGAUGAAUAUUAUGUCACAAUCAUAAUCAUUGCUCUCUGUCUUUGGACAGUUUUAAUUAAUUACCAAAGUUUAUUUUGAGCUCUUUA